Puma concolor (puma) is the source of this 8313-nucleotide messenger RNA. NCBI's taxonomy places the organism in Eukaryota, Metazoa, Chordata, Mammalia, Carnivora, Felidae. The record is from RefSeq and is a predicted model, not a curated record.
AUGGGUCUCCGGAGGAUUGGCGCCUCCCGCGUGCCCAGCUGCUCUCCCCUCACGUUCCCCGAGCUGCACGAGACGUGGAAACAGCCCCAGUGUCUGGCAGCAGAUGAGCAGAUCCGUGGAAUGUGGUCCGUCCACACGGUGGAGUACCACUCAGCCAUCAAAAGGAACAAAGCGCUGGCACCUGCAACAGCCUGGAUGCGCCUUGAAAACAUGUUCGGUGAAGGAAGCCAGACUAGAGGCCCCGUGUUGAAUGAUUUCACCGGCUGGUUUGCACGGUCGUCUGUGCCCAGCAGCCGAGUGGGUGAUGUCUGUGUCCCUGGAAGGCCAGAGGCCACAUGCCAGCUCCCCAGCCAGAAUGGGGAGGAGCCCGGCUGUUCUUGUCCGGUCUUCCGACUCUGGGAGGUGAUGGUGGGCGUGAUGGCCCUCGUUGGUUGCCAUGAGAUGCUGUGUGGCCAGCAGGUCUCCACGGUGAAGCAGCUGUCAGGGGCCGUGGUGGGGGUCAUUUCCUUAGCCUGGUUCCAGAUGUGGUUCCUGGCAUUGCAAGCCAGGCAGGGAGAUGUGUCCCACAACCUGCUCCGGGCAGUGGACGCUGGGCUCCUGGCCAACCUCUCCGCACUGACAGAGCUUGCAGGUGAGGAGUACAUCGCCUGCCUCCCGGACAACAGCUCCGGUGCCGUGGUGCCGGUGGCCUUCUCCACUGCCCACGAGGGCCCGCUGGCACCCGAGGCCUGCGGCGCCUUCUGCUUUGCGGCUGGCUGGGGCCUCGGGGCCCUCUCGGACCAGGGCUGGUGCCUGUGCGGGGCGGCCCAGCCCCCCAACGCCUCCUCGGCUUGCCUACCCUUGUGCUCCAGCCCCCCGCUGCCCCUCGCCCCUGCCUGCGGGGGCCCCACCCUCCUUGAGAACGUCUUCCCUGCCUCCCCAGGGGCCGCCCUGGUGGGGCCUCCAGGACCCCUGGCCUCUGGCCAGCCAGCAGCCUUCCAUGUCACUGCCUCCCUACCCGUCAGCUCCACACACUGGGACUUUGGUGACGGCUCCCCUAAGGUGGAUGUUGCUGGUCCUGCCACCACUCACCGCUAUUCCCUGCCCGGCCACUACCAGGUGACAGCUGUGCUGGCCCUGGGGGCUGGCUUGGCCCAGCUAGGGGCCAAGGUGCAAGUGGAGGCGGCCCCUGCUGCCCUGGAGCUCGAGUGUCCAGUCUCGGUACUCAGUGAUGAGACCCUCAAGCUUGGCGUCCGAAAUCGUGGUGGCUCCGGCCUGGAAGCCACCUACAGUAUUGUGUCUUUGGGCGAGGAGCCAGGUCGAGUGGUGCAUCCGCUCUGCCCCUCGGACACCGUGAUCUUCCCCGGUAAUGGGCACUGCUACCGCCUGGUGGCCGAGAAGGCCGCCUGGCUGCAGGCACAGGAGCAGUGCCGGGCCUGGGCCGGGGCCGCCCUGGCCAUGGUGGACAGUCCCGCCGUCCAGCGCUUCCUGGUCUCCCAGGUCACCAGGAGCCUGGACGUGUGGAUUGGCUUCUCGGCUGUGGAGGGGGCUGAGGCGGGCCCUGCCGUGCGGGGUGAGGCCUUCAGCCUGGAGAGCUGCCAGAACUGGCUGCCUGGGGAGCCGCACCCUGCCACGGCUGAGCGCUGCGUGCGGCUUGGGCCCGCGGGGCAGUGCAACACGGACCUGUGCUCGGUGCCCCACAGCUACGUCUGUGAGCUCCGGCCUGGAGGUCCUGUGUGGGAUGCGGAGAACUUCCUCGUGGGAGCGCCCCCUGGAGACCUGCAGGGACCCUUGAGUCCCCUGGCACAGCAGGAGGCCCUGUCAGCCCCCCAGGAGCCCGUCGAGAAUGUGGUCUUCAACGUCAUCUACCAGAGCGCUGCUGUCUUCAAGCUCUCGCUGACGGCCUCCAACCAUGUGAGCAAUGUCACCGUGAACUAUAACGUCACCGUGGAGCGGAUGAACAGGAUGAGGGGCCUCUGGGUGUCUGCAGUGCCACCCGUGUUGCCCCCCAAUGCCACGCUGGCACUGGCUGCCCACGUGCUGGUGGACUCGGCUGUGGAGGUGGCUUUUCUGUGGACCUUUGGGGACGGGGACCAGGUGAUUGGCCAGUUCAAGCCUCCGUACAAUGAGUCCUUCCGGGUGCCAGACCCUGCGGUCGCCCAAGUGCUGGUGGAGCACAAUGUCACACACGCCUACGCCAUCCCAGGUGAGUACAACCUGACCCUGCUGGUGUCCAACGCCUUCGAGAACCUGACGCGGCAAGUGUCUGUGAGCGUGCGCGCCACCCUGCCUGCUGUGGCUGUGGCCGUGGGAAGCCGUGUCCUGGUGGCUGGCCAGUCUGUCACCUUUGCCCCACGCCCACUGCCCUCACCUGGGGGCAUCCUGUACACGUGGGACUUCGGAGAUGACUCCCCAGCUGUGACGCAGCACUGGCCAGAGGUCAACCACACAUACAGCUCAGGGGGCACAUACCGCGUCCGUCUGGAGGUCAACAACACGGUUAGCAGCGUGACGGCAUGUGUCGGCAUCCGUGUCUUUGAGGAGCUUCGGGGCCUGAGCGUGAGCCUCAGCCCGUCCGUGGAGCAGGGCGCGCCUGUGACCGUCAGUGCCGCCCUGGAGUCGGGAGACAACGUCACGUGGACUUUUGACAUGGGGGACGGCACGGUGCUCACGGGCCCCGAGGCCACGGUGGAGCACGUGUACCUGCGGGCACGGAACUGCACGGUGACUGUGGGAGCGUCCAGCCCCGCGGGCCGCCUGGCGCUGAGCCUGCCCCUGCAGGUGUUUGUCCUGGAGGUGCUGCGGAUCGAGCCUGCGGCCUGCAUCCCUGUGCAGCCCCUCGCCCGGCUCACGGCCCACGUCACUGGGGACCCCACCCACUACAUCUUUGACUGGACGUUCGGGGAUGGCUCCUCCAACACCACCGUCUCGGGGGACCCGACGGUGACGCACAACUUCACGCGGAGCGGCACGUUCCCCUUGACGCUGGUCCUCUCGAGCCACGUGAACAAGGCCCAUUACUUCACCAGCGUCUGCGUGGAGCCCGAGCUGGGCAACGUGACCCUGUGGCCCGAGAGGCAGUUCGUGCGGCUCGGGGACGAGGCCCGGUGGGUGGCUCGUGCCUGGCCCCCAUUCCUCUACCGUUACACCUGGGACUUUGGCACUGAGGAUCCUGCCCGCGUCGGGGGCCCCGAGGCCACGUUUGCCUACCCGGCCUCUGGCUCCUACCUGGUGACGGUUGCCGUAUCCAACAACAUCUCGGCUGCCAACGACUCCGCGCUCGUGGAGGUGCAGGAGCCCGUGGAGCUCACGGGUGUCCGGGUCAAUGGUUCUCGCGUGCUGGAGCUGCAGCAGCCAUACCUGUUCUCCGCCGGGGGCCGCGGGUGCCCCGCCACCUACCUGUGGGAGCUGGGGGACGGUGGGCUCCUCGAGGGCUCCGCGGUCAUCCACGCCUACAACAGCACGGGCCACUUCACCGUCCGCGUGACCGGGUGGAACGAGGUGAGCCGUGGCGAGGCUCGGCUGAACGUCACGGUGCGGGAGCGUGCGCGGGGGCUCAGCGUCAACGCCAGCCGCACGGUGGUGCCCCUCAACGGCAGCGUCAGCUUCGCCACCUCCCUGGAGGCCGGCAGCGACGUGCGCUACUCCUGGGUGCUCUGCGACCGCUGCACGCCCAUCCCCGGGGGCCCCACCAUCUCCUACACCUUCCGCUCCGUGGGCACCUUCAACAUCAUCGUCACGGCCGAGAACGAGGUGGGCGCCGCCCAGGACAGCAUCUUUGUCUACGUCCUACAGCACAUCGAGGGCCUGCAGGUGGUGGGGGGCGGAGGCGGCUGCUGCUUUCCCACCAACCGCACGCUGCAGCUGCAGGCCGUGGUCCGGGACGGCACCAACAUCUCCUACAGCUGGACCGCCCAGCGGGACGGCGGCCCGGCGCUGGCCGGCAGCGGCAGAGCCUUCUCGCUCACUGUGCUCGAGGCCGGCACUUACCGCAUCCAGCUGCGGGCCGCCAACAUGCUGGGCAGCGCCCUGGCCAAUCGCACGGUGGACUUUGUGGAGCCUGUGGGGUGGCUGGCCGCAGCCGCCUCCCCGAACCCGGCCGCCGUCGAUGCCAGCGUCACCCUCUGUGCCAAGCUGGCUGGGGGCAGCGGCGUCAUUUAUAGCUGGUCUCUGGAGGGAGGACUGAGCUGGGAGACCCCAGAGCCAUCCACGACCCACACCUUCCCCACCCCCGGCCUGUACCUGGUCACGGUCACGGCUAGGAACCAGCUGGGCUCGGCCAACGCCACCACUGAGGUGGCUGUGCAGGUGCCCGUAAGUGGCCUCAGCAUCAGGGCCGGCGAGCUGGGUGGCAGCUUCGUGGCGGCGGGUUCUGCCGUGCCCUUCUGGGGGCAGCUGGACUCAGGCACCGACGUGAGCUGGUGCUGGGCGGUGCCGGGUGGCAGCAGGCACGGCCAGCACGUUUCUGUGGUCUUCCGUGACGCCGGCGCCUUCUCCGUUCGGCUCAACGCCUCCAAUGCCGUCAGCUGGGGCCUGGCCACGCGUGAGCUCACGGUGGAAGAGCCCGUCGCGGGCCUCGUGCUGUGGGCCAGCAGCAAGGUGGUGGCGCCCGGGCAGCUGGUCCACCUGCAGGUCCUGCUGGCCGCUGGCUCUGCCGUCAGCUUCUACCUGCAGGUCGGCGGGGCCGCCACCGAGGCACUGCCCGGGCCCCGCUUCUCCCGCAGUUUCCCCCGGGCCGGGGACUACACGCUGAGCGUGCAGGCGGAAAACCACGUGAGCCGGGCCCAGGCGCAGGUGCGCAUCUUGGUGCUAGAGGCGGUGGGUGGGCUCCAGGUGCCCAACUGCUGUGAGCCAGGCAUCCCCACGGGCACGGAGAGGAACUUCACGGCCCGCGUGCAGCGGGGGUCCCGCGUGGCCUACGCGUGGUACUUCUCCUUGCAAAAGGUCCAGGGGGACUCGCUGGUCAUUCUGUCAGGCCGCGACGUCACCUACACCCCCGUGGCCGCGGGGCUGCUGGAAAUCCACGUGCGCGCCUUCAACGAGCUGGGUGGCGUGAACCGCACCCUCGUGGUCGAGGUCCAGGACGCCAUCCAGCACGUGGUGCUGCGCAGUGGCCGCUGCUUUACCAACCGCUCGGCCCGGUUCGAGGCCGCCACCAGCCCUAGCCCCCGGCGUGUGGCCUAUCGCUGGGACUUCGGGGAUGGGGCCCCGGCGGAGGACACGGAGGCGCCCUGGGCUGAGCACUCCUACCUGCAGCCUGGGGACUACCGCGUGGAGGUGAAUGCUUCCAACCUGGUGAGCUUCUUCGUGGCCCAGGCCACGGUCACCGUCCACGUGCUGGCCUGUAGGGAGCCCGAGGUGGACGUGGCCCUGCCCCCGCAGGUGCUGAUGCGGCGCUCCCAGCGCAACUACCUGGAAGCCCACGUCAACCUCCGUGACUGCGUCACCUACCAGACGGAGUACCGGUGGGAGGUGUACCGUGCCGCUGGCUGCCAUCGGCCGGUGCGCAUGGCCCCCGUGGCUCUGCCCAGCGUGGACAUGAGCCGGCCCCAGCUGGUGGUGCCACGGCUGGCGCUGCCUGUGGGCCACUACUGCUUUGUGUUUCUGGUGUCAUUUGGGGACACCCCGCUGGCACGGAGCAUCCAAGCCAAUGUGACCGUGGUCCCUGAGCGCCUGGUGCCCAUCAUCGAGGGAGGCUCGUACCGUGUGUGGUCGGACACUCAGGACCUGGUGCUAGAUGGGAGCAAGUCCUACGAUCCCAACCUGGAGGACGGCGACCAGACGCCACUCAGCUUCCACUGGGCCUGUGUGGCCUCAACGCAGAGUGAGACUGGCGGGUGCGCUCUGACCUUUGGGCCCCGGGGGAGCAGCGUGGUCACCGUCCCCCGGGAGCGCCUGCAAGCUGGCGUGGAGUACACCUUCAACCUGACCGUGUGGAAGGCAGGCCGGAAGGAGGAGGCCACAAACCAGACGGUGUUGAUCCGUAGGGGUCGGGUGCCCCUUGUGUCCUUGGAGUGUGUGUCCUGCAAGGCGCAGGCCGUGUACGCAGUGAGCCGUAGCUCCUAUGUGUACCUAGAGGGCCGCUGUGACAACUGUAGCGGGGGCUCCCAGCGAGGGGUGAGCGCGAGAACCACAGCACACGUGGGCAUCAUGCUGUACGGGGCUGAGGGCCGCAGCGGCCACCGGCACCUGGAUGGGGACAGGGCCUUCCGCCGCAACAGCCUGGACGUGUUCCAGAUCGCCACGCCGCACAGCCUGGGCAGCGUGCGGAAGAUCCGUGUGUGGCACGACAACAAAGGGCUCAGCCCCGCCUGGUUCCUGCAGCACAUCAUCGUCCGGGACCUGCAGACCGCCUGCAGCACCUUCUUCCUGGUCAACGACUGGCUGUCGGUGGAGACUGAGGCCAAUGGCGGCCUCGUGGAGAAGGAGGUGCUGGCAGCAAGCGACGCGGCUGUGCGGCGGUUCCGGCGCCUCCUGGUGGCCGAGCUGCAGCGUGGCUUUUUUGACAAGCAUCUCUGGCUCUCCCUCUGGGACCGGCCACCUCGGAGCCGCUUCACCCGCGUCCAGCGGGCCACCUGUUGCGUCCUCCUCGUCUGCCUCUUCCUGGGCGCCAAUGCUGUGUGGUACGGGGUCGUGGGAGACGCCGCCUACAGCGCGGGGCCCGUGUCCGGUCUGAUCCCGCUGAGUGCCGACACAGUUGCCGUCGGCCUGGUGUCCAGUGUGGUCGUCUAUCCCGUCUACCUGGUCAUUCUGUUUCUCUUCCGGAUGUCCCGGAGCAAGGUGGCUGGGGGCCCGAGCCCCACCCCCGCGGGGCAGCCGGUCCUGGACAUCGACAGCUACCUGGACUCGUCUGUGCUGGACAGCUCCUUCCUGGCCUUCCCGGGGCUCCGCGCUGAGGCCUUUGCCGGACAAAUGAAAAGUGACUUAUUUUUGGAUGAUUGCAAAAGCCUGGUGUGCUGGCCGUCCAGUGAAGGCACGCUGAAUUGGCCGGACCUGCUGAAUGACCCAUCCAUCGUGGGCAGCACCCUGCAGCGGCUGGCACGGGGCCGCCUGGGCCCGGAGGAGGACGGGCUCUCCCUGGUCAGCCCCUCCUCACCUGCCAAGUCCUUCUCAGCUUCGGACGAGGACCUCAUCCGGCGGAUCGUGGCUGAAGGGGCCGGCAGCCUGGCCCCUGCCCGGGACGUGCAAGUAGAAACGGAUCUGCUCGCUGGCCUGUCCAGCGCUCCUGCGGAGAGGACGGAGACGCUGAUGCUGCAGAGGCUGGGGGACAGGGGGCUGCCCAGCCCGGGUCUGACCUGGGAGCGGCCCCAGUCAGCAAAGCCCGCCAGGACAGGACUGGUGGACGGUCUGCGGAGGCGGCUGCUGCCAGCCUGGUGUGCUCCCCUGGCCCACGGACUCAGCCUGCUCUUGGUGGCUGUGGCUGUGGGGGUCUCCGGCUGGGUGGGUGCCGGCUUCUCCCCUGGUGUGGGUGUGAUGUGGCUCCUCUCGAGCAGCUCCAGCUUCUUGGCCUCCUUCUUCGGCUGGGAGCCGCUCAAGGUCCUGCUGGAGGCCCUGUACUUCUCCCUGGUGGCCAAGCGGCUGCACCCCGACGAGGACGACACCCUGGUGGAGAGCCCGGCUGUGACCCCUGUGAGUGAGCGUGUGCCCCGUGUGCGGCCCCCACACGGCUUUGCGCUCUUCCUGGCGAAGGAAGAGGCCCGAAAGGUCAAGAAGCUGCACGGGAUGCUGAGGAGCUUCCUGGUAUACAUGCUCUUCCUGCUGGUGACGCUGCUGGCCAACCAUGGGGACGCUUCCUGCCACAGCCAUGCCUACCGCCUGCAGAGUGCCAUCAAACAGGAGCUCGGCAGCCAGGCCUUCCUGGCCAUCACCCGGUCUGAGGAGUUUUGGCCGUGGAUGUCCCACGUCCUGCUCCCCUACAUCCAUGGGAACCAGUCCAGCCCAGAGCUGGGGCCCCCGCGACUGCGGCAGGUGCGGCUGCAGGAAGCACUCUGCCCAGACCCUGCUCGCCCGGGUGUGCCCAUGUGCGCGGCAGCCGCGGGCUCCUUCAGCACAGGCGACUAUGGCAUCGGCUGGGGCAGUGCUGCCCACAACGGCUCCGAGACGUGGGCCUACUCUGCGCCAGACCUGCUGGGGGUCUGGUCCUGGGGCUACUGCGCCGUGUACGACAGCGGGGGCUACGUGCAGGAGCUGGGGCUGAGCCUGGAAGAGAGCCGCGCGCAGCUGGGCUUCCUGCAGCUGCACAACUGGAUCGACAACAGCUACAGCCUUGAUCCCAUCCCCACCCGACAAAGUCAAAUAAACCAGCUGGCUGACUGCAUCCGCGUCUGGCUCUGA